This is a messenger RNA of Prorocentrum cordatum, 1936 nucleotides long. The record is from the annotation of a GenBank genome assembly. NCBI's taxonomy places the organism in Eukaryota, Dinophyceae, Prorocentrales, Prorocentraceae.
GCCGCUUGUGGUCGCGCGCAACGUCGUCGAUGACAUCGCGCUGCAGGCAGUCGUCACGGAGCGGCUGGUCGCUGCGCAGCUGGGCACUGCUGGGCUGGAAGUGGCCUGUAUCCUCCGUGGCCAGCACCUGCCCAUCAGUGCCUCCAAGACGACCUUCCUCGCCUCGAGUCCAAGCCUUGGGCGUCAGCUGGGCGAGUACUGGAGGUCGCAGGGCUGGACCUUCCGCAAGACCUCGCAGGCCAGGAACCUCGGCGCGGACGCCACCAUCACGAGGCGAGGAAUGCAUGAGGGCCGAGUACGAGCUGCUGGGGCACUUCGCCGUGCACGCAGGCUGGGCUGCUUGCGUGCCGUUGGCGUGGAUGCGGACCUCACCCACAAGGCUGGACCCACAGCCAGCAUGGCGUGGGGGCGCACAGUCACGGGCAUCGCUGACGGCGAGCUGCACAGCUGGAGGAGGAGGCGUGACCUGGACCCUGCAGUCCUCACGGCUUGCCAUGCAGUCCAGAUGCUGGCGAGCCUCCUGCAGUCAGACGAGCUGCCGCGCAGGAUAAUGGCGCGGGGGCUGGAGUCGGCGGCAGCCAGGCACGCGAGUGCCGACGCGCUGUGGAAGCACUGCGUCUCCCCCAUCGACGCGGCAGUGCUGACUCUCGCACGGAUCGGCUGGCACUUCAAGUCCGAGCGGUACCUCGUCGCGGACCUCGGCGACGAGCUCGACCUCUUGCUCAUCGGGCCUCGGGAGCUAGGCCUGGAGGCUGGCCUCGGCGCCAGCGAGCUGAGCGCGAGGGAGCAGAGUGCGUUUGUGGCCGGCAUCUCCAACACGCACUGGGCGCAGGCCAGGCUCUUUGAUGCAGGGGGGCGGGGGCGCGCGCGUUGUGGCCGCUGCGGAGCCGAGCGAGGCACCGCGUGGCACCGCCUGUUCGAGUGCCCUGCGCUGGAGCCCCAGCGGCGCGACGGAGCGCCCGCACGGCUGAAGAGGUGUGCAGAGCGAGCGCGGGCCCACGGGGGGUGUGCAGGCGAGAACUUCGCCCGCCGUUGGCUGUCUGCCCCAGAGCCGCCGCAGGGUCGCCGCACAGACGCUACGUGGGUGCAGUGGGUCUGUAGGCCAGCCGAUGAUAAGCUCAACGGCAAGCUGAACCUUGAUGGCUCGGCCCUCGGGCCGCAGUUCAGUGCUUUGCGCCGCGCAGGCUGGGCCAUUGCACAGUGCGACGGCGACGGCAACCUAGUCGCAGGGGUGUGCGGCACCGUCAGGCGAGACCUCUGCCCGCAGCAGACGGCCAAGGAUGGCGAUGACCUCGCAGUAUGGAUGCUCGCCACCUCCGCAGGGCCAGCGGUUGAGGAGGUCAACAUCGACUGCAGCUCCACCGUGACCUGCCUGCGCAGAGGACGUGCAUACGCCACGGUGCCUAGCUGGGCCAAUGCCCAUAUGUGGGGCAGGAUCCUGGCGUGCCUCGAGCCAGGAACCUUCGAGGUGAAGAAGGUGCCAGCCCACUGGUCGAUGCAGGCAGUGCUCGAUGGGCUCCUGACGGAGGCCCAGCGGCGUGGCAGCGAGCAUGCUGAUCGCCUUGCCAAGAUGGGCCCCCAGAUGCAUGUGGUGGACAGGCAGACGGUUGGCGAGCACCACGCGCUGGCGGAGAUCGUGCUGGUACGCUUCGCCGCUGCCGAGGCGUCGCAGGCGGCAGUGGAGGCCGCUAGCACCGCGCCGAGGGCCAAGCGGCCGCGCCUGGAGAGCGCCCGCUCGGCUGGCAGCAGCUCAGCCGCCCUCUCGGCCAGCGCUGUAGCCUUCAGCAUCCUGGGGCACGCCCUCUCCUACGCCUGCGCUGGAGAAGGUGACGAGGCCCAAGAGCCCGUGACGUGCACCAAGUGCGGCGCCUACAUGGCGUUGGGAAGUCGCUCUGGAGUGAGGCCUCGCCUCAAGGAGCGGUGCCCAGGCGACAAG